Molecule: messenger RNA, 2899 nt
Organism: Quercus robur (English oak)
Lineage: Eukaryota; Viridiplantae; Streptophyta; Magnoliopsida; Fagales; Fagaceae
Exons: 2
Coding region: 659-2821 (720 amino acids)
Source: RefSeq, a predicted model, not a curated record
UCACUCAUCCACUCAAUUCUUUUCUUCCUUAUUUUCAUAGUUUUCCUUACAUACAGCCACACGGGUCUACCUCUCGUUCUCUCUAUGGCCCGAGAUGAAGAGCAUCACUGCAGCACCAAGCCACCAACACAUAAGCUCUACCGUGCCAUAGUCACAGACCUUAGCUUUCACUCUCACACAUAGACCCUACCAUAUGACAUCCUAAACCAAACCCACAAAUCAAGCCUCAGCCUUUACAACACCAAUCUGACCUUCCAUCUUCAAUGAUCUCUUUCACUACACCACCACUUACAAUUCCCCACUCCGCUAGUGAGUCUCUUUUUUUAGAGUAUUUUUUAUUAGAGAUUUGAGUAAAAUUGGGAUUAAAAAAACGGCUAAGGAUAAUAUAGGGACAAUAUACAAAAUAUUCAACGGUAACAUGAAAAGCAACCCUGCGUUUUGGAAUUGCACCUCAAAUGGUCCAAUACUGAAACGAGCUUUUUGGUGGUCUGCGAUUUGAAAAGGUGCGAUUCGGAAAUCUUACCAAACGCCAAUUGAAAAAUAUUCCGUUUUGGAAUCGCAAAGUGUUUUUUUACGGGCACUUACAGCACACUGUUGGUCAGCGGUAGAAGAUCGACGGAGGAUUGAGACCAGCAGGAAAACAAACCAAGUGGGGAAUAUGACAAUCCUUAUCCCUGAAGGCAUCAGGAAUGUAUGGGAUGCGUGGAAUAUCAGGGGCUUUAUUCUCAUUAGCCUCUUUCUUCAGGUUUUUUUGCUCUUUACUGCAUCCUUGAGAAAGAAAACGGGGAACAAAGUGGUGACUUUCUUUAUCUGGUCAGCUUACCUUCUUGCGGAUUGGACUGCUAACUUUGCAAUUGGACUAGUCUUUAACAGUGAAGGGAAAUAUACAUCUGGGCCUGCCCCAGUGGAUGAUACUGGUCUUCUUAUGGUGUUGUGGACACCUUUUCUUUUAUUACUUGUUGGUGGCCAAGACAGGAUAACUUCUUUCGCUAUCGAGGACAAUGAAUUGUGGCUUAGGCAUUUGCUUUGGCUCAUUCUCCAAUUCUUUACCACUAGUUUUGUCUUUAUUCAAUCACUUCAUCGUAACAAACUAUGGAUCCCAACACUUUUCCUCCUUGUUGCUGGAACCAUCAAGUACGUUGAGCGGACGGCAGCAUUGUAUCUUGCAAGUUUGGAUAGUUUUGGAAAAUCUGUACUUGGAAAACCUGAACCUGGGCCCAACUAUGAGAGAUUAAGUAGUGUAUACUCGGACUAUCAAAAGAAUAAACUUCCUGUAGAAUUUGAAUCUGUCCUAGUCCAAGAACGCACUGUUAUCCAGGAAGAAGAAUUGGACAACCUUGGGUUGGUGCAGUAUGCUUAUCAUUUCACAAGUAUGUACAAGGGACUCAUUGUCAAUCUCAUGUUUAGCACCCGCGAGCAUAAGGAGAGUCGAGAAUUCUUCAUUGGAAGGACUGCAGAAGAAACAUUGAGAAUAUUAGAGAUCGAACUCAACUUCUUUUAUGAUCUUCUCCAUACCAAGGUGGUGGUGACACGUUCCAAGUUAGGAAAAAUAUCUCAAUGUAUGUCCUUUGGGUUAGUUGUCGCAGCCUUGUCACUUUUCCACAAAGAAGAGAAGCAAGAUCUCAAGAGGUUUGAUAUCAAACUGACCUACGCGUUGUUCAUGGGUGUCCUAGGCUUGGAUAUGGUUACUCAACUCCUAUGGAUGUUCUCUGACUGGACCGUCGCUUAUCAUAAAAAGUCCAACAAAAAUUCACCCCUUGGCCGUUUCCUAUCCAAAAUCUUCGACAAGUUCCUUGAUCUCAAGAAGUCAAGAUGGAAGCAAUCAGAGAGGUCAACAAGGGAGCAACCAGAGAGGACAACACCAAUAAUAUUUAAAAGAUGGUCUCAAACUCUCUCACAAUUCAGCUUCACGAAGUAUUGUUGGCAAGAACGUUCAAAAGCGAUGUAUAAAGUACAAAGCAGAAAUAUGAUCACAGGCAUCCACGCUAUCUGUUACAACGUCUAUGGAAUACUUAAAAAUAUGCACAUUAGGGGUUUUAUAAAUCAGAAGAAAAAUGACGUUAUUCGGUUGAGCUACAUGUUCUCUCUGCCAUUUCCUCAGAAUGUAUGGAGCUUUAUCUUCAUCGAGCUGAAAGCGAAAGCUUACUCUGCUGAUGGUCCAGAAGAAGCCAAGAGAAUAAGUUCAGCUAGAGGUGAUUGGGUUCUCAAAAAUGGUGCCUAUUCUCACUUAAUUCCUUAUGUCAAGGAUGUUACGUAUGAUGAAAGCAUUCUAUUAUGGCACAUUGCUACUGAUCUCUGCUACAAUACUGGUGUCGAGCCUUUUAAUUAUUGCCAUCGUGAGAUAAGUAAGCACCUCUCAGAUUACAUGAUACAUCUUUUAUAUCAGCAAUCAAGUUUGGUGUCCGAAGUGUUAGGCAUUUCGAAACAAAGGUUUGUGGAUACCUGUGCCGAAGCACAAAGAUUCUUCAGCCAACGUGGAAUGGAAAAUAUGGAGGACGCCUAUAGAAGUAUUCUUGACGUUAACACACCUCUCAAACCCGUUCUGGUGAAGGGAAGUAAAUCCAAGUCUGUGCUGUUUCAUGCAAGCAUGUUGGCAAAAGAGAUUCAUUUAUUGGGUCCAUUGAAAUGGUAUGUAACCAGCCAAGUGUGGGUGGAAUUGUUGUCAUAUGCUGCUAGUCGUAGUAGGGCAUAUGCCCAUGUCCAACACCUAAGUAGAGGUGGUGAGCUUCUUACUUUCGUUUGGCUAUUGAUGGCCCAUUUAGGCUUGAGAGACGCUUGGGUUGAGACCAGUAUCAAGACAGAGCUGACUGUCAAUAAAUGACUAGAUAUUGGCAUCUUAUGUAUUAAAUGAUAAAUAAAUAUGAGCAGUGGUACUCUCAAGGAGAAAUUAUAAGAUCCA